UCAUCCCAUCUCCCCAACGGAUAAAGAGAGAAGAAGAGAGUCCCUUCACUUACAGAGAGAAAAAAAUGGCAGCAUCAGUUUCAUGCUCAUGGCUAACUCUUCCGUCCCAAAUGAGGAAACUUUCCCUCACAUCCUCUUCUUCUUCUCUUUCCAUCUCCAAUUCUGCUUCUCUCAGUUUCUCCAGAAACCUCUCACACCCUCUCUUCUCACAAGGUAACUGCUUGUCGCUGAGCACAGUGCAGAGGCGCGCGUCUGUGGUCUGCGAGGCUGCGCCGAAAAAGGUGGAUUCGGCUGUGAAGAGAGCGCGCCAAGCCGAGAAGCGCCGCGUGUACAACAAAGCUCGGAAAUCGGAGAUUAAAACACGCACCAAGAAGGUUUUGGAGGCUCUGGAAGUGCUUAAGAAGAAACAAGAUGCGCAGGCCGAAGAAAUCCUCUCCAUUGAGAAGUUGAUCGGAGAGGCAUACUCGAUAAUUGACAAAGCUGUGAGAGUAGGCACACUGCACAGGAACACUGGAGCUAAUCGCAAGUCUCGGCUUGCUCGAAGAAAGAAGGCAGUGGAGAUCCAUCAUGGCUGGUAUACCCCAACUCCUGAAGCCAGUGUCUGAAACUAUCCACGUGCUAGUUUACAUUGAGUAAAAUGAAGUGCCAGUGAAGACUAUCUGCAGAUUUUUUCCACCUCUGUUCAAACAUUGUAUGUAGUCUUCUUUGGUGUUGGUUCAAAUUGGUUUACAGUUCCAGACUUCAUGUGUACUAUCAUCAUGUAGAGCCAUUGAUUUUAACAGCAUCUUCGUAAUUAGCCUUUAUUGUACUUUUUACCAUAUUGUUGUAUAAUGCAAUGCCUCCUUAAACAUAAUGAUACUUCCACUGUGGUGAAAAUUUGAUUGCUAUUCUAAUCUUGCUCAUGAUAGCAGGUGUAUGUGAUUGUCACACUUA
Messenger RNA from Glycine soja, 933 nucleotides. RefSeq names its product 30S ribosomal protein S20, chloroplastic-like. Bases 66 to 605 code for a protein of 179 amino acids. Gene Ontology annotation, cellular component: small ribosomal subunit; ribosome. Gene Ontology annotation, biological process: translation. Gene Ontology annotation, molecular function: small ribosomal subunit rRNA binding; structural constituent of ribosome. The record is from RefSeq and is a predicted model, not a curated record. The transcript is spliced from 3 exons. Lineage: Eukaryota; Viridiplantae; Streptophyta; Magnoliopsida; Fabales; Fabaceae.